This is a messenger RNA of Molossus molossus (Pallas's mastiff bat), 1473 nucleotides long. It is a transcript of the gene CLMP, whose product is annotated as CXADR like membrane protein. The record is from RefSeq and is a predicted model, not a curated record. The transcript is spliced from 7 exons. Gene Ontology annotation, cellular component: cell surface; cytoplasmic microtubule; membrane. The coding region runs from base 30 to 1151 and encodes 373 amino acids. NCBI's taxonomy places the organism in Eukaryota, Metazoa, Chordata, Mammalia, Chiroptera, Molossidae.
GCCAGGAGGUACCCGCGCCGGGCGUCGGGAUGACCCUCCUCCUCCUCCUCUGGCUAGGUUCCUACUAUGCUGGAGCCUUGGGGACUCACACUGAGAUCAAGCGAGUGGCAGAGGAAAAGGUCACAUUGCCCUGUCACCAUCAGCUGGGGCUCCCGGAGAAAGACACCCUGGACAUCGAGUGGCUGCUCACGGAUAACGAAGGGAACCAGAAAGUGGUAAUCACUUACUCCAGCCAUCAUGUCUACAAUAACUUGACUGAGGAACAGAAGGGCCGAGUGGCCUUUGCUUCCAAUUUCCUGGCAGGAGAUGCUUCCUUGCAGAUUGAGCCUCUGAAGCCCAGUGAUGAGGGCCGGUACACCUGCAAGGUGAAGAAUUCAGGGCACUAUGUGUGGAACUAUGUCAUCUUAAAAGUCUUAGUGAGGCCGUCAAAGCCCAAGUGUGAGCUGGAAGGAGAACUGACAGAAGGAAGUGACCUGACUUUGCAGUGUGAGUCAUCCUCCGGCACAAAGCCCAUUGAGUAUCACUGGCAGCGGAUCCAGGAGAAGGAGGGGGAGGAGGAACAUCUGCCUCCAAAAUCUAAGAUUGACCACAACCACCCAGGGCGCGUUCUGCUGCAGAAUCUCACCAUGUCCUCCUCCGGACUCUACCAGUGCACGGCAGGCAACGAGGCUGGGAAGGAGAGCUGCGUGGUGCGAGUCACUGUGCAGUAUGUACAAAGCAUUGGCAUGAUCGCAGGAGCAGUGACAGGCAUGGUAGCUGGCGUGCUGUUGAUUUUCCUCUUGGUGUGGCUGUUAGUUCGAAGGAAGGACAAAAAGAGAUACGAAGAAGAAGACAGACCUAAUGAAAUUCGAGAAGAUGCUGAAGCCCCGAAAGCCCGCCUUGUGAAACCCGGUUCCUCUUCCUCAGGCUCUCAGAGCUCACAUUCUGGCUCCUCCUCCACUCGCUCCACAGCGAACAGUGCCUCACGCAGCCAACGGACACUGUCCACCGAAGCAGCACCCCAGCCAGGGCUGGCCACCCGUGUGCACAGCCUAAUGGGGCCAGAGGCAAGACGUUCUGAACCAAAGAAAGUCCACCAUGCUACCUUGAACAAAGCAGAAACCACACCCAGCAUGAUCCCCAGCCAGAGCCAACCCUUCCAAACUGUCUAAAUUACAGUGGACUUUGACUCCUCCCGUGCUUUCCUUGGAGUCAGAAUCUUAGGACUUUUCUAGUCACUAUAGUUCAGUCACCAGCCACACAAUCCCCUCGAAUCAUGAGAGUUCACUUACGUAGCAGGGAGCACUGCAUGGGACAGAUUCAAGUGAGCACUCUCCUUAUGACACCAAACAAGAAAAAGGAUGUAAGCUGAUCAUCUCCAAAAAGGUUUCAGACAAGAGGGGGGAAGUAGAGGUCUAAAUCUGUGUAUUUGUUAACCAGGACCUGUGGUGAGAAAGGCUGAGGAAAGGGGACAUGAACCCACGUAAAACUUCU